CGCGUUCAUAUGAUGGGUGCGGAGUGCGUGUGUUAUGUGUCAGUGAGAAAGAAUUUGUAAUUUUCUUUGUUUAUUUUAUAAUUUUCAGUAAUUUCUUGCCUUUGUUUUCAUUUAAUAAGCAAACGAAUGUUGUGUGCGUUUUAAUUAAUUGUUGAAUAUGGGUACAAGCACCAUGGGUAGUGAUUUGCAUUCAGACAAGCAAGACAAACUUUUGAAGCUUCAAGCUCGGAAAAAGGAAUUGGAGCAAAUGCUCGCUGCCAAAAAUGAAGAGCUAUAUAAGUUAUGUGUGCAAGAAGUUCAUCUAACUGGUAUUGUGCCUCCGGAAGCUCCAUUGAGCCCCGAAGUCCCGCAGAGGGAGAGAUUAGGCAGCGUAAAAAGUACUGAAAGGUCUACUGAUGGUAACGAUGUUCAAGAUGGAUCAGACAACUCAUCUAGGCGUCUUAGAUUCGGUACAGAACGUCUACUCGACGCUGAUCAGAUUUCUCGUAAAAAUCUUUCUCAUAGGUUGUCAACCCCGUCCAUAUCAGGUAUGUCAACGAAAAGUGGUCAUACUCGACAUAUUCGUCGACCUGAGACAAGCUGUUCCAAUUUCUUCCCUUCUCCACCUCAAGAAAGGAAUCCAGAAACCUUCUCGAUUCACACUUCCCACACAUAUCCCGCACUAGCUGGUCGUCAAGAGCCAAUUUUAGAAAAUAUGCACCAUGAUCAUCAAGCACCCAUGUAUAGGCACCACACACUCACUACUGAGUAUAUGAAUAAAAUCUAUUAUACUAACACCCCUGAGGCUCACAAUGUGUCUAGAAUGAGAGAGACCCACUUCAGCUCCAGCCAUCCAGAUAUCACUACUCAUUAUACGCAUGGAAGCAUUGCACCACAUCCCAUUCAGAAUGGUGUCCGUAACACCCCAUUAUUAUAUCAGUAUGCUUCACAUUUGAAAGCUCAGAGUCAACAUUUAGGAGCAUUGCAUCACCAUCAAAUACAAAGCCAGCCUAAACGGCGGCCAGAAGGAGUCCGCCGAAAUACGUUGCAGAGAACUCAAACAUAUCACCUUACAUCUCAUAGUGAUUACAACCAACAUUUAGAGAAUAUGGAUAACUAUCGUCAUAGAUCCCAGCCUGAUAUUCAAGAGCACAGUGAAAGAAUGCAACCUCCUAUUGAUAGAGUGGCUGUAGUGCCAAACUCCUUGCCUUUUCGUGAGCGGAACACUACUAGACAGCCUAUGCAUAUGCAACUGCAAGUUUCUACAGAUGAUUACGGUCGAGAAGAUCGCCGGACAUAUCCUGAUGCUAUGAGCCCAGUCAGUCAAAUAUCUGGUUACUCGGUGUCUAAUUUUGAUUCUGUCAGCAUGAACAAAUUCUCACCAUUAUCGCAAAAUGAUAUGAAGCUAAAAGAGAAGCAAUGGUAUGAGACAUCUCUUGAUUCGCCAACAAAACCUGAAGUGCCUUUGCUUAAAAAGAGUAAUAGUUUAAAACGGACAUCAAGUAUAGGUAAUUCACAAGCUUAUGAAGUUAUGAUCUCAUCAGGUCGUCAUUCUGCCAUGCAGAGCCCUAGCCAAGUGCCUCAUAGCCCUCCGGUGCUGUCCCCUAGUGCUGUGUCAUUAGAGUCGCCUAAGAAUUUAACAGUUAUUGAGCAAGGCAAGUGUAUACCGUACAGAGAAGAGACUAAGCCUUUUGAAAUGUCAGAUUUUUAUAAAUAUUCUACAAAAUUUAGGCAAAACACUGGCCCAAAACCGGCUGCCAAUUCUGUGACGAAUAUAACUGUUAAUUCUAUGUACAAUAAACUACCCAUGGAUUUGCCUCAGUACCAACAGGAACACUGGCACCCCCAUGGCAAUUGAGUUAUACCUUUUACCUGCAAUGCAAUUUGUUAUUAAAAGUAUAUAUGUUACUGUAAAAGCCCAUAUACAGGUAAAUCUUAGGCUUUUUCAGAAAAUCUUAGGAUUUACCGGCAUGGGUUGGUCAAUGUAAGGAUUUAUAAAUAAUUGACGAUUUUUCGGGCUUUUGCCAUUAGAAUUUAGUAUAUGCUAGGUUUUGCUACUGUCGGCUGGUAAAUGUUGGUUUUGAGAAUAAAUUAAUGAGUAAUUAUUAUUAAUCAUUUAUUUUUCAGUCAAAACCUUGGUAUUAUAAUUAUGAGAGUAAUUAAUUACCUAAGUAAUUAGUCAAAUCGUUACCUAUUUUCAAUUAUUUUCAUUUGGUAAGUAUUGUUAUUUACAAAUGUUUUUAUAUUUUAAAGGUAAGGUUAUACCUUCCUUUAAAAUACUUCUUAAAUAGUAAAAAAUAACAAAAUUAUAAUUAUUUUCUUUUAACAUUUACCAUGCCUUUGAUGUAAAUCUUAAGAUUUACCAAGUGAAUGGUGGUAAAAGUUAGAAUCACAUUAUUGUUCGGACAUUUACCAUUAAGAGUUGGUAAAUCUUAGGUUUUACUGGAAUAUCUAAGGAUUUACCUUAGUUUGUGCUUUUACAGUAACCUAUACAUAUAAUAUCUUAGAUUUUUUCUAUAUCACUCAAGGAAUUGGUAAUUGUUCAAUUGAUAUAAUGUUAUGUACUUUUACCCAGGCUGUAUAUUUUACCUUAUUUUAUUGUACAUAAGUAAUGUUUUAGAAAUAGUAAAUAAUUACUAUAUUAAAUCAACAAAUUGUUUCAUCUCUCUUUGGAUUCUUUAAACUUAUGCUUGCUGUUAUUUCCUACGGGCUUGUCAUCUCUUAAUGCAAUCUACUUUGCGACCUAAACUGAUCAGCAUCAUAAAUUUGUACCAUCUAAUUAAUUUUUAGUAUGAAUGUGAUUCAGUUUAGGUUCCUAAGUUGAACUGAGUUGCAUUGGUAUCGUUUCGUAAAAGUUGAUAAUAUGCCAACUGAUGAAAUAUUGCCAUUUUAAUAAAAUCCUCAAAAUAUCUGUGAUUCCAUAUUGGUAUCAAGUAUACCAAUAGUUCAGCCAUUUUUUAAUUUCAUUUCUUACCUGCUUUUAUGUGUUAUUGCAAUUAGUUAUAAUCACCUUUUUAAUUUAUAAUGAAAUGAGCAGAUAUUUCACACAUUUUCAUUAAUUAUAAUGAUUUAAGUAUUAAUUAUUAUAGUCGGUAAUAAAAUCUAAAAAAAAAACAUAGCCAUAUUAAAUAAUGAGUUAUAAAUAAUGAGCCUUAUUAAAAUACCUUAGCUUUAGAUCUGUGAUAGUGUGUGAAUUAUAUUAGCAUCAUAGCAUGACAAUAAUUUGGAUUAGUAAAAUGUUAAUUAGAUUAUUAAAUUAUUGCUUUUAUAAAUAAAGUAUAAAUGGAAUGUCAAUGGUGUCUCUCCUGUCCACCUCACAUCAACAAAAAUCAUUAAUUGCCCUAGAAAAAAAAUCAUUAAAAAUCUCAUUUGGACACUUUUAGUAUGUAGCAUUUAUGCAAAUUAUAUUACCAAUUUUUGUAUCCGCUGGGGUGUAUUUCUUCUAUAGUAUCUUGUGGUGAUAGUACAUUUAUCAUGGAUGUUUUUAAAGAAUUCGAACAAGAGAUUUAUAUGAGAGACACCAUUUUCAGUUUCAAAUUGAAAUUGAGAAUCAUGUCAAAUAUGUUUGUCACAAUGUCCUCUGCCAGUACAGCAAACCACACGUCUUACGCAUACACGUUUCGAUUUUCAUAUAAUUUAAAUUCAUCAAUAAUUAAUGGAAUAAAAUAUUUUGUUGGUUGCAAUAAUUAAUCAUUUUUUAUUUUUUAACCUUUGCUUUAGCAGUGGGACACGUCAUCAAAGGUUUAAAAAAUUGUUCCACCCAACGUGACAUUUGAUACGUAGACUUGUGGUCGACUGUACCGACAACAUCCGCCCACCGCUAAUGUUUAUAUGAUAAUAUUAUUACCAUACAUUUAUUGUACAUAUUGAUUUAAAAUUGCUUUAUAUCUCGAUUUCGUCAUAGGACAAACUUGUUUUAGUAAAACUAAAACACCUCUUUUUAUUAAAGUGUUCAAUUUUAUAAAUACUAGCUGGCAUGCAUUUAUUUAUUUUUUAAUUUUGUAAUUACUCUUUGUGGUAAAGGAGGGCAAAAGAGAUUGGGUAAAUUUGGCCUAAUUUUGAAUUUUCACGAGCAAAUCAAGGGUAUAUAUAUCAUGUUUUAAUCAUAGACCUCAUAAUGCUGAACUUUAUUGGAACUGGGGUAUGGCAUUUUGUUUUAUAUUCUCACAACCAAAGACUAGAAGUCAAUGGCAUAAUAUUAAUUUUAUAUCAAACCGUCGCUAUGAUAUCGACAUCGUCUCUUACUGCCACCCAGCCAAGAUCCACGUGGUCGAUAAAUGUAAUUAUUUUUUUCGAAUACUAGAUAUGUCUACUAAGGCUUAUCGGUACAAUGUAGAAUGUACAUUACGCUACUGACUUCAAAGUUCCUUCUUAGUUGCGAAAAAUAAAACGACAAAUAUAUCAGCUCCGAUAUAGUUUAAUUAUAUGUGAUCCAUAAUAAAUGUUCCCCUUGAUAUAUACUUUUCAAAAAAGAUUAUUGGUAAAAAUUCAAGAUGACGACAACCCAUACAAAAUUACACCCAAUCUCCUUUCUUUAAAACCUAUUUGAAGAAGCCUAGGGUCUAGAUUUUGGCCGAAAUAAUAAAAUUAUUAUAGGUAUGUAACAUGAUACAAUAAUGAAUACCUACUAUCUUUUCUAAUUUUUUUCGUGUACAUAUUUUUCUAAAUUAAUCGGACCUUUUUAAAAUGACAAGGUAACUAAGUUUAAUUGGGUAUUUAUUCAUGAAUAUUUGUACCGUUAAUUACGAUAUGUCAACAAAAUCAUCUUGUUAAAUGUGUCAAAACUGAAAAUAUAAACUAAUCACAUUAUUAUUAUUUAGGUUAAUAUGUUUGAUAUUUAUUUGUAUUGUAAAUCGACAUUCAUGCUACUUUUACUGCCGACUUUGCAACGUGUGUACGUGCGAGUUUUACUUAUGCAAUUUUAACGCAUGCGUUUUUGGAAACAGCCAAAAUUCCAUACAAGAAAAGCACAGAAGUUGCGCUGACGGCUUAUUAGGUAUUAUUUAUAUAAUAAAAUUUAUAUUUUGUCAAAAUUUAUAUUUUGACCCUACGCUGUAUGGUCUGUGGCCCCUAUGUAUACAUUAAAGACUUGUAAAUAACUUGCCAAACCUUGAUAUAACAUUUGCCUUGACAUGUGCAUUAACGAAUACUUAGAUAGUUAAUUCUUUAAUUCAACUUUAAGGUACAAAUAUUGGCUUAUUAAAUUAAUGUGUUAUGUAGCAAUGAAAUUGCAUAUGCAUAAUGAUGCUGCAAACAAAAAAUUGAAUAUUUUUAUAUGUUGUUUAUAAGUAUUUUACGUGCUGAUUGCACUGGUUAUGUGAAUAAAGUUUUUGGGUAAUUCA
This is a messenger RNA of Plodia interpunctella (Indianmeal moth), 5321 nucleotides long. It is a transcript of the gene sstn, whose product is annotated as stepping stone. The record is from RefSeq and is a predicted model, not a curated record. The transcript has a single exon. The coding region runs from base 158 to 1837 and encodes 559 amino acids. NCBI's taxonomy places the organism in Eukaryota, Metazoa, Arthropoda, Insecta, Lepidoptera, Pyralidae.